AUGCCCAAGAAUGUCAUCAAAAAGCCUGCCGUGCUCAAAAAGCCAGCUGCUUCUGUGAGGGAUGAGGUGGCCACAAUUUCCUUGCAAGAGAAGAUCCAAUUGUGGAAGGACAGGGUGCAUGGGGAAAAUCCAGAUGCAGAGUUGGAGUUGGAAACCUCUGAGCAGAAGCAGCUGAGCAGCAAGUUCCUGCAUGCCUUGAAGUCGGCCCCUUCAGAGGCAAAGGAGCAGUGGGAGACAGCAAGUCAGGCCCCAGCAGGGCAAAAGCAUGCACAAAAAGGUGCAGUGGUCAGGGCAUGGCUUUUGGACAAGUCAUGGGGCUCACACUUCAUGCAGAAAACCCAGUCCAUCUCAAGCUCUAAAAGCUUCAAAGAAACAGAGAAGCCUGUCAGCUGGAAGGAGCUGCAGCAAAAGUAUGAGGAUGAGGAAAUCCAACAGCUCUUGGAGGAUGGUGGCAUCAUUGAAGUGGCGCAUAGCAAGACCAGCAAUGUGAAGAUGUACAUUGACAAGAGCAAUUGGAAGAAAGAGAAGACCUUUGUAAAGAACAAGGAGUUCAAAAAAAACCAGAAGAGGGAAGUUGAGACUGAGGAUGACUUGAGCAAGCUUGACCAAGCUUUCCUUUCAGUAGACCCUUUCCAAGAGGGAGGCAGGUCCUUUUUGAAUGACAUGACCAGCAGCAGCCAGCCGCCAAGGCCUGAAAAUCCAGGCAAGAAGCAUGAAGGCGCAAUGACAGCUGACAAGCUGUGGAAGACAGUGUCAUCUGCCAUGACAGCCUGUUCCAACAAGAGCCUCCAGGUUGAGGAGUUGGCCAGGGAGCUCAAGGGAAAUUCUGGUUAUGGGAAAGGCAUCAAAGCCACCACCAGCCAGAUGCAGAACAAACUGGUUCAGUGGCAAACCUCCCUCAAGGACCUGUAUCUCAAAAAGGACUUUGGGAAGAAGGAGGAGACCUUGAAGUUUUUGAACACCAUCCAGGAGGAGAUGAAAGGGCCCAUUGCAUCUCAUGCAUCUUUGCUGAAACAGCUGGGCAAGUGA
Molecule: messenger RNA, 1029 nt
Organism: Effrenium voratum
Lineage: Eukaryota; Dinophyceae; Suessiales; Symbiodiniaceae
Source: the annotation of a GenBank genome assembly